UGAGGCAUACAGGGCAGAAGGCUUCAGCGUCUGUACCUGGGCGGCUUUUAGAAGCUUUCACUUACCGGCCUGUAUGAUGCUGUGCGUAGAAAAACUCAGCAGUCUUAGAGUUACGUCCGACAAUGGCGGUAUCCAUAUAAGAUGGAGUAGGUGUACUUGGCUCCCAAAGCUCAGCCUCAACCCUUGCUCACCACCCGAGCAUGUCGACUGUCGCUCUGCAGCAGAACCAAGCUGUACUACUGCAAACCUUUGCCACACCUGGUGGCAGAGCUUCAACACGUCGAGUCACUCCGCCUUUCCGCAGCCCAACUUCGCCGUUGAGUCUUCGCUCGGAGUCCUCUGGGUCCACCGCAGUCGCCUCCGGCCAGUUAUCUCCAAAUACAGAUUCAAAUUGUAGCGGAGCUCCUUCCGUGGUCAAUGCCCUCAAAAUUGUGCACAUCGCACCUCAAGAUGUCGAAGAACUGAAGUACCAUCGGUCCAUCCACUAUCCCUCAGAUCCCGAUAAAUCCGUAGUCAACUACAUUCGGCCAUUGCAGACAUCCUUUGACCGGGAAACAGACCUAGCGAAUUGGACUGAAAUCCGGGGUGGGAAGCCGUACUUUCAUGACUCACAGAGAUCGUUGCUUACUCGCACAGAUCUCUACGACGAAGAUAGCGAUAACCUUGUGUAUAUUGAGACUGCGGCGAAGACUUUGUACGACCGCCUCGAGGACGUUCGAGCCCGUGUACCUGAGGACACGGAAGUAGUGCUGUGUAGGACAUGGUCUAACGAAGAAGCUGGAUAUGUUGUCGGUUACUAUCUGGCGAGCAUGUCCAAGCAAGCUGUCUUUUGGUUCGAUCCGCUGGAGGAUGAAGAGUCAAUGAUUGGUACAUACCUGGUCACGGACUCUGGGAGCCGUUGUGUCGUUUCGCAGCCUCACCUUGGACUGGCAGUCAAAUGGCAAUUCUGGUUACAUGUCGAACUCUUUCCUGGUCACCGUGCCCUGUCGCGAGAUGCCCAGCAGGAGCUCAAGCGUGCCUUCGAUUUCGGCCAGUGUGACGCAAUCACAUCGCAGAAUUCGAUGUUCCCGUACGAUCCGGAUACCGCCACGCGCUUGUCGAAAUGCUUCAAGAGCAUCACUACCGAUAAGGCCAACGGAGCAGGGACUUUCAUCGCAGCACGGCUACUCGGCACAAUAUAUCGAGAGCGAUUCAUGGCUUUCUGGGGAGAGCCCGGUGCUAGGUUGACCCGCAGCGAAGGCGCACUAGAAAAGGAUACCGAGAAACGACACUCUUGGUUCCUGAUAUUGGUGUCGCCUAUAUUCUUCUUUAUGCCCUUCCUCUAUAUGCAGGAGUUCGAGGGGCUCUAUGUGGACAAGACGGUCCACUACUAUCCAUGGCGCGUGUUCAUCGAAGGCCUCAAGAAGGAUUGGGAAAACUCCAUUACUCCCGCGACAGUACUGAUUGCCACGAAUAUCAGCUUCUUAUCGAUCAAUAGCAUUGACGGAAAUGGCGGCCCGCGAAAAAGUACUGCACAGAUCAUGAGCUACAUCUCGACUAUUCUGGCGGCCUUCAUAUACAUCGUCUGCCAGAUUUUGCAGAGGCACCAUCGGCACCAUAUCCACGGGCAGGCAACAGAUGCGCUCAAAUAUAUCUCCAGGAGGUCUGAACGACUAAUCGGAAUGGAGGCAAUAGCCAUCGCAUUCAGUAUUCCAACUGCAUUGUUCCUAUGGAGCAUGCUCACCUUCCUUGCCGCCAUGAUGACCGUCUUCUUUGACGAUACCACUUUCCCGACGCGGAUUGCUCUGGGAGUGCUGCUCGGCCUGAUGUUCAUGGUCCUGGUACUGCUAUUGUACCUGGAGUCAGAGGGCUCGGCACGCAGCACGUUCGACAGCUUCCGUCUGGCCAAUAUGGUCUUCAACGCGGUCUCCGCAUGGUGGAAAGCUCGCUUGCCGAGCUUCAGCAAGCCGACUUCUGCUGAUGAUGAUCGCGUGGAAGAUGAGCAAAGCUCGAGCGGUGCUGCUAGUGCACCGUCUAGAGCGAGCAUUGCGGGACAAGUGCGCCGUGUACGACGUUGGCUAAAAUGGAGUAGGGAGCCAGCCCCUAGCCCUGUCUAGGAUCGACGAGCCCUCCAACUUUCUCGAGUAUAGAAAUCUCGCAUACACGUCGUUCAAAUUGGUUAUGACUUAUAAACGUCAACUGUUAUACCUUGAUACCAAUGUCUUCGAAGAUAAUAAUGCUUUUAUCGAGUUCAAAGCCCGUAAUACACUCGAAGUAAUUU
This is a messenger RNA of Phanerochaete carnosa HHB-10118-sp, 2260 nucleotides long. RefSeq lists its product as uncharacterized. The record is from RefSeq and is a predicted model, not a curated record. The coding region runs from base 201 to 2096 and encodes 631 amino acids. The transcript has 14 exons. NCBI's taxonomy places the organism in Eukaryota, Fungi, Basidiomycota, Agaricomycetes, Polyporales, Phanerochaetaceae.